This is a messenger RNA of Candida dubliniensis CD36, 741 nucleotides long. RefSeq lists its product as uncharacterized. Gene Ontology annotation, cellular component: intracellular anatomical structure. NCBI's taxonomy places the organism in Eukaryota, Fungi, Ascomycota, Pichiomycetes, Serinales, Debaryomycetaceae. Gene Ontology annotation, molecular function: pyridoxal phosphate binding. Bases 1 to 741 code for a protein of 246 amino acids. The record is from RefSeq and is a predicted model, not a curated record. The transcript has a single exon.
AUGUCGUCAACUUUCCCUCAACCAACUGAAGCCAGAAAACAAGAAUUAAUCACCAACUACAACAAUACUUUACAACAAGUACAAUCCCUCAAUCCAAAAGUUAAUUUGGUGGCAGUUUCUAAAUUGAAACCUUCCUCGGAUAUAAUGGCUCUAUAUUCAAUAGGAGUACGUCAUUUUGGAGAGAAUUAUGUUCAAGAAUUGAUAAGCAAAUCACAAGAACUUCCACCUGAUAUCAAAUGGCAUUUUAUUGGGGGAUUACAAUCAGGUAAAGCUAAAGAUUUAAGUAAACAUGUUAAAAAUUUAUAUGCCGUAGAAACCAUUGAUUCAUUAAAGAAAUGUAAACAAUUAGAUAAUACAAGAAAUAAAAUUGAUGGUAGUGAUGAUAUAAAUGUUUUUUUACAAGUUAAUACAUCAGGAGAAGAACAAAAAUCGGGGUUUCAAAAUUUACAAGAUAUUGAAUCUACAGUGGAAUUUUUAUUAUCAUCAGAUUGUAAAAAAUUGAAAUUUUUAGGAUUAAUGACCAUUGGCUCAUUUAAUGAAUCUAUUUCCAAUGAAGGGGAAAAUCAAGAUUUCAAGAAAUUAGUAGAAAUGAAACAAAUUUUGGAUUCUAAAUAUAAUUUGAAUCUUGAAUUGAGUAUGGGAAUGAGUAGUGAUUUUGAACAAGCUAUUAAACAAGGAAGUACAAGUGUUAGAGUAGGAACAACAAUAUUUGGUUCUAGACCACCGAAACAACAGAAAUGA